GAAGAAGAAAGAAGCUGAGAUCACACAGAAGUUCCGGGAUGCUAUGGCGAAGGCGAAAGCACGCAUCGUGGCGGAGAAGUGGAAGAUCGAGACAGAAGAUCGCAAAGCCGCCAAACUGAUGGAAGAGAAAAUCCAGGAGGAAUUAAAGAAACGGGAGGAAGAAGAGAGACAGAGGGGCGAAGAGCAGAUCCGCCAACAGGAAGGACGCAGAGCUCAGGAGCUUUACCUGAGCCUCAAGCAGGCCCAGCAGUGCAGCCAGCACAAUGAAAACGAGGACCCGGAAUGGGUGGAGCAGCUACGUCGCUCGAAAGCUGCCGACGAAGAAAGGAGCCAUAAAGCACGGCGGGCUCGGGAUGAGUAUCGGCGGCAGUCCCUGCGGGCCAUCCAGAAAGGAAAAGUCGCUGGCCUAAGCAACCUGUUCCAAGGAGCUGGUCUGAAUAACGAGCCAGAGGCCAAGCUGGCCAUCUCCUGUCCUGUCCCGCCACUGACCGUGAAGGUACCAACCAGAAAAGCUUGGGAGCGGCCUCUGAGGCCUUUCUCCAGAGAAGUCAUCAUUCAGUGGUUCAAAGUGGAACAGCUGCCACGACGUGCUGGAUUUGAAAGGAACACGAACACUAUUGCUCCGUGGUUUCAUG
This is a messenger RNA of Gekko japonicus, 635 nucleotides long. It is a transcript of the gene SH2D4B, whose product is annotated as SH2 domain containing 4B. The record is from RefSeq and is a predicted model, not a curated record. The annotation marks the transcript as partial. Gene Ontology annotation, cellular component: cytoplasm. The transcript has 4 exons. Lineage: Eukaryota; Metazoa; Chordata; Lepidosauria; Squamata; Gekkonidae.